Messenger RNA from Saccoglossus kowalevskii, 2251 nucleotides. Its product is annotated as organic cation transporter protein-like. Gene Ontology annotation, molecular function: transmembrane transporter activity. Gene Ontology annotation, cellular component: membrane. Gene Ontology annotation, biological process: transmembrane transport. The record is from RefSeq and is a predicted model, not a curated record. NCBI's taxonomy places the organism in Eukaryota, Metazoa, Hemichordata, Enteropneusta, Harrimaniidae.
CUGAGCCGGUAUUUUGUUCUGCACUCAAUAUGCCAGUGUAGGUUCUUAUGGUGCUACAAGAUGCGGUUAGAAUUCGACGAGGUUUUGAUCCAUCUUGGUGAUUUCGGACGCUAUCAAAAAUUAGUAUACUCUUUAUUAUGUUUUUGUAUGAUACCCAGUUGUAUAUUGAUUCUAAGCCCAGCAUUCAUAAGCGCCGAUGUACCUCACGUUUGUAAAAUUUCAACCGAACUCUUAUCGAAGAACAAUGCCACGGUUGGUAUGUAUAUACCGUAUGAAAUGAACGACAAUCGAUGCCAGCCGAGCAGCUGUUCUCGCUACGAUUUGCACACUCGAAAUAUGAAUGAAAGUAUAGAUUAUACAACAAGAAAUAAUAUAACCUGCAAAACGAAAUGGGCGACAAUGGCUUGUGACAACGGUUGGAGUUUCGAUAUUGCAAACCACAGAUCUAGCAUCGCCACAGAGUGGGAGCUCGUUUGUGACAGAGCCUGGUUACGAGAGGUCGCCACAUCUAUGCUUUACAUCGGUGUACUGGCAGGCACGUUAGUGGUAUCACCGCUAUCAGAUAGAUAUGGAAGAAGACUGUGCAUAUUUAUUGCACUGCCAUGCAACAUACUGUUCGGAUUGUGUUCGGCAUUUGCGCCGUCUUUUCCUCUGUUUCUCGUCAGCCAGCUCCUACUUGGCGGAACUUUCGUUGGGAUAUAUAUUAUAACGUAUAGCUACGUCUUGGAAUGGAUUGGACCUUCAUGCAGAGCAUUUGUUUGCAACAGCGUAGUGGUGUUCUAUUCUUUCGCCUAUAUGGCACUGGCGGGCCUGGCUUAUCUUAUUCGAGAUUGGAGGCAGUUAUCUCUGGUACUAUGUAUUCCUCAAGUAUUUAUGUUAGCGUACUUUUGGUGCAUACCAGAAUCUCCGCGAUGGCUCAUGUCUCGGGGCGAUAUCAAGGAGGCUGAAGUGAUUAUUCUAAAGGCUGCGAGAGUCAACAAAGCUGACAUAAGUCCACUGCUACCAAAAUUGCGUCAGUAUUAUGAGGAAGAACGCAAUUCGAGAUUGGAAGCCGAAAGGAUGGAAACCAAGAAAAAGCAUUUGAACUUUCUUGAUCUUAUUCGAACUCCGAUUCUAAGAAAACGGUGUGUCAAUAUCUUCUGCCAUUGUCAUCACAGGACGUCCAUCUCCUUAGUAUACUACGGCGUUUCUCUCAACACAUCUACUCUACCAGGAGAUGAGUACCUUUUGUUCUUUCUGGCUGGAGUUAUGGAAGUGCCAGCUUGUUUUCUCGCUAUUUACUUGGUCGAUAGAUUUGGACGCACCAUACCGCUGAGUGCGUUCUUUGCCAUUGCAGGAGUAGGGUGUAUCGGUUGCCAACUUUUUCCAGAGGAUCUAAAUUACUUGUCGAUUGGUGUGGCUAUGAUUGGUAAACUAGGUGCUUCAGCUGCCUUCUGGACUGCAUAUAUGCAUACCUCCGAGCUACUGCCUACUGUUCUCAGGACAACCGGUCUCGGCGCUGCUAGCUGCUUUGGACGACUGGGCUCCAUCCUGGCACCGUUUGUUCAACUUCUAUCAUCAACUUGGAAGCCUCUUCCGUUUAUCAUAUAUGGAUGUGUAUCAUUUGCGGCUGGUGCGAUGAUUCUCCUCCUCCCAGAGACAAAGGGUCAACCACUGCCAAACACCAUUGAGGACAUAGAAUACUCGUCAGGAAGCAAAUCUGAUGUUACUUCAACAUUCGAAGAGAAAGAUGGUAAAAGAGUGAUGUGGCUAUCCUUAGUUGAUCUGAAUUAUACAUCAGACGUGGAAAACAUGAAGCCGACUAUACUAUAGAAUACAAUAAUCGAAUUGAUUUAGCUAACUUCUUUGAUACCACAAGUCUUUGAAAUUGCACAGUAUCGCCAAAAGUACUGGGCCAUCCGAGAAAUAACUGAUUUUUGUUGUUGUCGAAACACGGGUUGAGUGGUGAAGAAUGUAUCUAUGUGUGGUGCGGUGUAUAUGUAUUUAAAUGUAUGAAAGUGUUAUGUUUGUGCGUCGUUUCAUAAAAUAUGUGUCUUAUGUAAUGUUACAUUAGUAGUUUUGUAUGUAUAUAUUAUUUUUAUUUAUACGAAGCAAGUAAUACAUCUGCAGAAGCAUACGUCAGUCAUACGGUUAAGUUCUUAGCUCAGAACAAAUUACAGAAAUUAUAAUUGCCGUUCAAUGUCUCAUAAUGUUUUGUUACUUGCAGUCUUUAAAUAAAAAAAAAGAUACUAUAUAUGAUUUCAAUGUCAGA